AUGUCGGACUCUUUCACCGUCUCGCUUCGCCCGAUACGCGAAAAACGCGAUCGUCCAGAUUCUUUACCCCGUGAGAUCGCUCAGAUCAACGCGCAAUGGGGGUCCUUCCGAGAGCUCAGCGAGGCGAAGUUACGGGAGAUGAUCGAGGAGGACAAACACAAGGACCAUUGGGAGGAAGACGAUGAGGGUGACAAGGAAUCGACGGACUUGGAGACGUCGGAGCAGUUGGACCAACUUUACAAACGUCGAGCGGAAAUCAUCCAAUAUGCACUACAGGCUCACAUGGAGGCCUCUUUCGCGCUAGAUUUUGUUUCCCUGUUGCUAUCAAAGCACCAACCCCGCCAGGCUGAAACGUCUAUGUCCCCUUUCUUAAAGUCGGCCGCACCCCUUGGCUCCCUCAACUCGGAAGUCGUUAAUCCGCCGCCGAGACCCGAUUCGACCUUGAAAGACAUAAAAUCGGUGGCCAGAGGAUGGCGGCUGCAGAAUUUCAACUCGGCCGCUGACAAACUUCUCAAUGCCGGCUCGAGACUCGAGACUGAGGUGAACUCGGAGACGAAGUACUGGAAUGAGGUCUUAGCGGUGAAGGAGAAGGGCUGGAAGAUUUGUCGAUUGCCGCGAGAAAGCCAGGCGCUUGGGGUACAAUAUGGAUUCCUAGAAGCUACGCCUAUUUUCCGUGACCGAGGGCUCGCUGCGCUGCGAAGGACCGACGAUGGAAGCUUGUUCCUGGAUAAAGGCUUGAUCCCUCUGAAAUCGCAAGGAGUACGUGUCCGUGUGAGACGAGGCGAUCGUAUCGUCGGAUGCUCAAAAGUCUGCCGACCGCCACAAGACGCCGAGUCAAUCGAGAGCCGCAUUCUGCAAGCCCGCGAUACAGUUUUCGAAGAAGAGCUCUUCUACGAAGUAAUGCGAGAAGCGAGAAUUCUAGGUACUCAAGGGGUGAAAACCAGACAAAACCUGGUGCAGGUACCUGUGUCCGAUGAGCAAGAAAUUCUGCUCGAUCUGGUCGACUGGGACCAGGAUCGUGACCCCGAUGCAGCUGAUUCCACUGAGCAAGACGUGUUUGCCGAUGCGGUCGCUCACUCCAUUCGUAUACUUCUUACAUACGCCCACCGUCAGAAUCUUCGUCGCAGGACACAACCCCCUCCCCCACUAGCUCCGAAGCGCCGACCGGUCCCCGAAUAUCACAUUCUACGGCCGAUUAUGGCUUACUUACAGCACAAGUCUCAUAUCCAAUGGUUAGAGUCGCUCAUAAACGACCUCCGCGGUGUGCUCCAGUCCGCUGGCAUUCCCUGUGACUUCAAGGCAACUCAGUUCUCUUCAAUUGGCACGCUACAGCCAAGCAAUCAGGUUCCGAAGGUUGAAGCAGUGGCAGGGGUUUUCCUUGCGCCUUUUUUGUCGACAUUCUCAGGGAAUCUGGUUACGCCACAGAGCUCAUUCCGCAUUCAAAUCCGAACGAACCUUGCUGUGCCGCCAUUUGGUACAUUUUAUGAGCUCUCAGUCAAUCUUCCACAAUACCCUGACGUGCAGCCCCCCAACCACGUCGGACUCCAGGAUGAGGUUUCUGCAAUACUUACUCAUGUCAUUAUGCUUGAUAUAGCCGCGGCGAUUCCACUGCAAUGCCGCGACACAGCUGACAAGGAAGCCAAAGAACGGGUAUCCUGGGACGUUGAUUAUCCACACCACGGAGAGUUGCAUUUCUUGAGCCGUAAUGGCCAAAGCAGAAAGAUGAAGAUUAGUCUCUCUCGGCAAGAAUUGACUAUCGAGACGUAUCAACUCAACAGAAUGAGAGGGGUUACGCCAGGAGCGGCAACAUCGCCGACCUUAUGGCAGACAUGGAGGGCUGACUCUCCAGAAACGAGACCUACCCUUAGUGAAUUCGUUGCCCAGGCGUCUCAGCCAUAG
This is a messenger RNA of Aspergillus nidulans FGSC A4, 1899 nucleotides long. Its product is annotated as protein srb4. Gene Ontology annotation, molecular function: transcription coregulator activity. Bases 1 to 1899 code for a protein of 632 amino acids. Gene Ontology annotation, biological process: regulation of transcription by RNA polymerase II. Lineage: Eukaryota; Fungi; Ascomycota; Eurotiomycetes; Eurotiales; Aspergillaceae. The transcript is spliced from 3 exons. Gene Ontology annotation, cellular component: mediator complex; nucleus. The record is from RefSeq and is a predicted model, not a curated record.